AGAGGAUAACUCCACUUUUAGCUUUGCCAUGGUAUGGAAACUUGUCCUCUGAAUCUUUAUGUGUUCUGGCAACUCACAGGCAUUCGCGUGAUGUGGCUGUUUUUAACAACAACCUAUUUGAUUUGUGGAACUUUAAAUGCCGGCGGAUUCUUUAAUUUGGAGAAAGAAGCAAAUCCUGAAGUGUGGAUGAAUAUUAGUGAAAUCAUCACCUACAAUGGCUACCCCAGUGAGGAGUACGAAGUCACCACUCAAGAUGGGUACAUACUCAGUGUCAACAGAAUUCCCCAUGGACGAAGAGACAAUAGGAGCACAGGUGCCCAGCCAGUUGUAUACUUGCAGCAUGCUCUGUUUGCAGACAGUGCCUCCUGGCUUGAGAAUUACUCCAAUGGCAGCCUUGGAUUCCUUCUAGCAGAUGCAGGUUACGAUGUAUGGAUGGGAAACAGUCGGGGCAACACUUGGUCAAGGAGACACAAAACACUCUCAGUGAAUGAAGAGGAAUUCUGGGCCUUUAGCUUUGAUGAAAUGGCCAAAUAUGAUCUCCCAGGAAUAAUAGACUUCAUUGUAAACAAAACUGGUCAAGAGAAGUUGUAUUUCAUUGGACAUUCACUUGGUACUACAAUAGGGUUUGCAGCCUUUGCCACCAUGCCUGAACUGGCACAAAGAAUCAAAAUGAAUUUUGCCUUGAGUCCUGUGAUCUCAUUCAAAUACCCCACGAGCAUUUUUACCAGUUUUUUCCUACUUUCAAGUUCCUCAGUCAAGAGGAUUUUUGGUACCAAAGGUUUCUUUUUAGAAGAUAAAACAGGGAAGUCAUCUUCUACCAAAAUCUGCAACAAUAAAAUAUUAUGGGUGAUAUGUAUUGAAUUUAUGUCUUUAUGGGCCGGAUUCAACAUGAAAAAUGUGAACAUGAGCCGAAUGGAUGUGUAUAUGUCCCAUGCUCCCACUGGAUCGUCAAUACAGAACAUCCUGCAUAUAAAACAGCUUUACGGAUCUGAUGAAUUCAGAGCUUAUGACUGGGGAAGUGAAGCAGAGAACAUGCAUCAUUACAAUCAGAGUCGUCCCCCACUAUAUGACCUGACUGCCAUGAAAGUGCCUACUGCUAUUUGGGUUGGUGGAAGUGAUGUCCUUGUAACACCCCAGGAUGUAACCAGGGUACUCCCCCAAAUCAGGAAUCUCCAUUACUUCAACCUAUUGCCAGAUUGGAACCACUUUGAUUUCAUCUGGGGCCUCGAUGCUGCACAACGGGUGUACAGUAAAAUCAUAGAUCUGAUGAAGUCAUUUCCCUGACUGCAAUACAUCUACUCCUCAGUUAAAAGUUGCUUCCAAGCCCAUAAGAGGCUUUGGGCAAAACACUAAUCAGCAGUGAGGUCUACUCCAGCAUCCUUCACCUUGUUGCUGUCGCUGAGGUGUUCCCUUAUCACAGCAUCCCAGCUAGGAAGUGUUUGUAUUGUGCUGCUCUUUCGGAAAUGUCCGCAUCUGAAAUCUUAGCAUCUUCCCCUCAGUCAGGGCUAGGUCUAUUUUUAAAUCUAAGCCCUAGUGAACUCUUCUCUGCUAACUGUACACUUCAGGGAGGAGUUAAAAGAGGCCUUUCUCUUUCUUAUUUCAAAUAUAUCUAGUGGUUUCAUGCAAAUGAUACUCACUCCCCAUCCCCUUUUUCAAAGGAUUGAAUAUAAGCAUAGGAGUGCUGGCCUAGAUAAACCUUGUCAAGGGAGUCAUUUGGCAAUAUGUUUUGGGUGGCUGUGAUCUUGUGGCUUUCUUGAAAUCACAAUUAGGGCAAUAGUCAUAUGGUCAUCUAUAGACAAGCUAUGAAACAAGCCUGACCCACAUCAAGCAUGAAAAAAUUAGCAGAAUGGAAAAAUAACCAAAUUAAAGUAUUCCAGGAGUUUGUUUUACUGUUACAAGCUAGGGGGAAAACUAACUCUUAGUAAACAUAUGACUCAACUGGAAGGAGUGGAAGGAUGUGGCUGUAAUAGAUUAGCCUACUAGUUAUGAACAUUUAAGAGGCAUUGGACAGCGGUUGAUAUGUUUACAGAGAGAAAAGAAGGCAUUGGUUAAUGUAAGAAUCUGGUUAAGUGGGGGUCAGUUAAGAGAGCUCCUAUGGGAUUUGUCUUAUUCAACUACUGCUACAACAAUGCUUUGUAAUAAACAACUCAGUGGC
Molecule: messenger RNA, 2155 nt
Organism: Delphinapterus leucas (beluga whale)
Lineage: Eukaryota; Metazoa; Chordata; Mammalia; Artiodactyla; Monodontidae
Gene: LIPN
Product: lipase family member N
Molecular function (GO): hydrolase activity, acting on ester bonds
Source: RefSeq, a predicted model, not a curated record